ACUGAUUGAUUCUCCUUACAUCCUUCCACUAAUUUGUAAAGCUGUAGUCUUGGUGUCGCCUCACAAUGCAGCUGCUGGGGCUUCUGUGCUGCACGGCUCUCCUCCCCCUCUCCUCGUCGUUCACAGUUGGACGAUUCUCCAGAGAGACCUCUCAUGCCAUCGAUGGUGAGAAGGUUCUGCGACGGGACAUCCCCUUCGUUAAUAAAGAUGUAAAGACACCCCUGGUUGAAGGUGACAUGGCGUUGCCGCUUGGACGUAAUGCUCUGAUAGAUAAAUCAUACAGAUGGACAUUCCCCAUUCCUUACAUCUUAGAUGACAGCCUUGAUCUGAACGCAAAGGGUGUCAUUUUCCAGGCCUUUGAGACCUACCGUCUGAAGUCCUGUGUGGAUUUCAAACCUUAUGAAGGAGAGAAGAGCUUCAUCAGAUUUAAGAAGUUAGACGGUUGCUGGUCAAUGGUUGGAGACCGUAAAGGUCAGCAGCUUUCUCUUGGUGAAAACUGUGACUACAAAGGCACCAUCAUGCACGAGAUUCUUCAUGCACUGGGUUUCUACCAUGAGCAGUCUCGCACUGACCGCGACGAUUAUAUCAACAUUUGGUGGAAUCAGAUAAUUCCUGGUCUGGAGCACAACUUUGAUAAAUAUGAUGACUCUUUCAUAACUGAUCAGAACACCCCUUAUGAUUAUGAGUCCAUUUUGCACUACGGACCCUACUCCUUCAAUGUAGACUCUCGCUACCCCACCAUCACAGCCAAGGACCCAGAGCUCACCAAAGCACUCGGCCAGUACAAUGACUUGAGCUCUGUGGAUUUGCUGAGACUGAACCGGAUGUACAACUGCACUACACCUCUCACAUUGCUGGAUCAGUGUUCCUUUGAGACGCUGGGGAUCUGUGGGAUGUUCCAGAGGCAACAGGAGAGUGAAUCCCGGUGGGUGCACUCGCAGAGCUCCCAUCAGUCACAUGACCAUACUCUGGUUGGCCAGUGCAGAGAUGCAGGACAUUACAUGUUCUUCAGCACAAGCUCUGGAAAGACUGCCUUCCUGGAGUCGAGGAUUCUCUACCCUAAAAGGAAGCUGCAGUGCCUUCAGGUAUUCUACAAAAUGACUGGAAGCCCAAAAGAUCAACUGGUCAUCUGGACAAAACAGGAAGCAUCAGACGGCACCCCCACUGGCACAGCUAUAGCAACACUCCAUGGUGAUGAUGAUCAUUCUUGGAAGAUCGCUCACGUGCUUCUGAGAAUGGAUGGCAAGUUCCGCUAUGCAUUCCAAGGCAUUAGUGGUGAUCCGUCUCAUUCAUCUGGAGGAAUUCUGGUGGACGACAUUAGCUUGGCGGAGACCCGGUGCCCCAGUGCUACCUGGAGAAUAGCUAACUUCAGUUCCUACCUGGAUAGCUAUGCUGUGGGCGAGUAUAUCCAGAGCCCGCGCUUCUACAGCCCUGAGGGUUAUGGCUUUGGCCUUCAGCUUCUGCCCAACUCCUACGUAGAUGGCUACAUCGGGGCCUUUUUCCAUCUGACUAGUGGUGAGAACGACAAGACCUUGCGUUGGCCAGCUGGAAACCGGCAGGUAACCAUGACAGUGCUGGACCAGGACCGUGAUGUCACACAACGACAGUCCUUCUCCCACAGUUUCACAACAAAUGGCAAACAGCUCAUACCAGGUACUGACCGCUUGUACUGGGAUGAUCCCUCUAAGGUGGGCACAUACGAUCCUUCCUGUGAUUGCUAUCACGGCUGGACCUGGGGCUACAAUGCAUUCUUCUCCCACUUUGACCUUCGCCGCAGGAGCUACUUGAAGAAUGAUGACCUAAUUCUCUUCAUUGAGUUCGAAGAUUUGACCCCACUGAUUAACCUUGUGCAACCAAGAUCUGAUGGGAACUAAGCAUCUGGCAAAAUGACGACCUUUGGCCUGUUUGCUUCUGCUGAAUGCUUCAUUUGGAGUUAUUUCAGCCCAGUGUUGCUUCAUUGUGUGAUUUGUUUGAAACACACAGACUAUGAAUCAGUUUUUUUCGCCUAAAUAAAUCUCAAGCAUGUCA
Molecule: messenger RNA, 2028 nt
Organism: Colossoma macropomum (tambaqui)
Lineage: Eukaryota; Metazoa; Chordata; Actinopteri; Characiformes; Serrasalmidae
Product: meprin A subunit alpha-like
Exons: 13
Coding region: 66-1874 (602 amino acids)
Biological process (GO): proteolysis
Cellular component (GO): membrane
Molecular function (GO): zinc ion binding; metalloendopeptidase activity; protein binding
Source: RefSeq, a predicted model, not a curated record